Humulus lupulus (European hop) is the source of this 1734-nucleotide messenger RNA. RefSeq names its product E3 ubiquitin-protein ligase SDIR1-like. NCBI's taxonomy places the organism in Eukaryota, Viridiplantae, Streptophyta, Magnoliopsida, Rosales, Cannabaceae. The record is from RefSeq and is a predicted model, not a curated record. The transcript has 10 exons. Bases 533 to 1354 code for a protein of 273 amino acids.
GGUGUUGGUGUUGGAGUUGGUGUUGGUGUUGGUGGGUAAGGGCACCAGACCAGAGAGAAGAAAGGGGUAUCUUAGCUUCACCUUCGAUUGGAUCUCUUCACCUUCGAUUGGAUCUCUUCACCUUCCUUCACCUCUUUCUUACUCCUACAUUCGCAACUCUCUCUCUCACUCUCUCUCUCCACCGAUUUUAUUAUCUUGUACUCUUUCUCAUGGUGUAGACACUAUUGUGUUGAUUCCAGUGCUGGGAAGAUUUUUUUUAAAUGUGCACUGGAUGGUUAAUUUGCUAAGUCCUUAGUUGUGACUGGUUGGCUGCCUGGCUGCAUUGACAGGUUUUUAAGUUUUGAGGGAAAGUUUGUUAUUCUUGACUAGUUGAGUGUAUUACAACACUAUGUUGUGACUGGUUGGCUUCUUGGCUGCAUUGACAGGUUUUUAAGUUUCGAGGGAAAGUUUGUUAUUCUUGACUAGUUGAGUGCAUUACGACACUGUCUAUAGUAUUGCUGCAGAAAGGCAGAAGUUUAAACUUUUUGCGGAAAUGAGUUUUGUUUUCCGAGGGACUAGGGCAGAUAUUGAAAGUGGAUUUCCAGGAUUUGUACCUGAACAACCUUCUGUGCGUAUUCAUACAGCUCGGCCAGUAAAUACUAACUCUCUGGCUUUUUUAGUCACAGUUCUCUUGCUAUUCAUGAUAUUGAAUUCACAUCAGAUGUCACCAAACUUUCUGCUAUGGCUAGUCGUAGGUGUCUUUUUGAUGGCAACAAGCCUGAGGAUGUAUGCAACUUGUCAGCAACUACAAGCGCAGGCUCGUGCACAUGCUGCAGCUGCCAGCGGUUUGCUUGGUCAUACAGAAUUGCGGCUGCACAUGCCACCAUCGAUUGCUUUUGCAACACGAGGGAGGUUACAAGGACUAAGGCUCCAACUUGCGCUUCUUGAUCGUGAACUUGAUGAUCUCGAUUAUGAUACUUUGAGAGCAUUGGACACUGACAAUACGUCUACAACUCAAUCAAUGUCUGAGGAAGAGAUAAAUGCUUUACCUGUUCACAAGUACAAAGUUGUUGGCCAAGAGAAGGAUGUCUCAUCAUUGCAGCAGGCAUCAACUUCUUCAGCCGCUCCUGAGGACUCCCGAAAGGAUGACGGGAAAUUGAAGGCUACAGAAGAUGAAUUGACAUGUAGCAUUUGCUUGGAGCAAGUCAGUAGAGGGGAGCUCAUUCGCAGCUUGCCGUGUUUGCAUCAGUUCCAUACCAAUUGCAUUGACCCGUGGCUGCGUCAACAAGGUUCGUGCCCUGUGUGUAAAUACAGGGUGGGUUCAGGAUGGCACGAAAGCAGGGAGAGCGAGUCAGAUGGGUUAGAUAUGGUUUAAUCAUCAUUUCAAGUGUAACAUAUUUUGUAUAUUCAAUAUCCUAUUUACCUAUCAUAUUGUCAAUUGUAUAGCUGCUGAAUCAAGUUAUACGUCUCCCGUGUGCAUGUGUAUAGCCUCAAGUUCAUAUGGACUUAUCCUAUCCUAAUUGCUAUAUCGUUCUUUUUGCUCGGAUUUUUUUUUAAUAAUUGUGGAUUGAAAUGUGAGAGAAUGUUUCUAUUUGUCCACUGUAAUUCAUUAUGUUGAUUGAUUGGAGCGUUUGCUUGCCGCUUGCCAGCCAUAUUGCCUCGGCCAUUCUAGAGCUCAAGAUUUCCGUUUGUAAGACUGAUAUUGUUCUUGUAAAACUUUCUACUUUUUAAUAUGUACUUAUGUCAUUCCACCUU